Molecule: messenger RNA, 2129 nt
Organism: Microtus ochrogaster (prairie vole)
Lineage: Eukaryota; Metazoa; Chordata; Mammalia; Rodentia; Cricetidae
Gene: Atp6ap1
Product: ATPase H+ transporting accessory protein 1
Cellular component (GO): proton-transporting V-type ATPase complex
Molecular function (GO): ATPase activator activity
Source: RefSeq, a predicted model, not a curated record
CGGGUGGAGGUGACGGUCAUCUGAUCUGCAGCGGCUUCAGAGGCCCAGGCACUGAAGGCUGAGGGUAUGAUGGCGGCAACAGUGGUGUCUCGGAUGCGAAUGGGAACACGGCGGCUCCCAUUCCUGUGGCUGCCUCUGUCGUUGGUGGCGGUAGCGGUGGCGGCGGCGGCGGCAGUGGCCACUGAGCAGCAGGUGCCACUGGUACUGUGGUCGAGUGACCGGGACCUGUGGACUCCCGUGGCCGACACACAUGAGGGCCAUAUCACCAGCGAUAUGCAGCUUUCUACCUACUUAGACCCUGCCCUGGAGCUGGGCCCCCGCAAUGUACUGCUGUUCCUGCAGGACAAGCUAAGCAUUGAGGAUUUCACAGCAUACGGUGGUGUGUUUGGAAAUAAGCAGGACAGUGCCUUUUCUAACCUGGAGAAUGCCCUGGAUUUGGCCCCCUCCUCAUUGGUGCUUCCUGCUGUGGACUGGUAUGCAAUCAGCACUCUGACCACCUACCUUCAGGAGAAGCUUGGGGCUAGUCCCCUGCAUGUGGAUCUAGCUACCCUAAAGGAACUGAAGCUCAAUGCCAGCCUCCCUGCCCUGCUGCUUAUCCGUCUGCCCUACACAGCCAGCUCCGGUCUGAUGGCGCCCAGGGAGGUCCUCACAGGCAAUGAUGAGGUCAUUGGACAGGUACUGAGCACACUCAAGUCUGAAGAAGUCCCUUACACCGCGGCUCUUACUGCAGUCCGCCCUUCUAGAGUGGCCCGUGAUGUAUCCAUGGUGACUGAGGGUCUAGGUCGCCAGCUGCUUCAGACUCAGGUGGCAGCACCUAUGAUCCAUCCUCCUGUGAGUUACAAUGACACUGUUCCAAGGAUCCUGUUCUGGGCACAAAACUUCUCUGUGGCAUACAAAGAUGAGUGGAAAGACUUGACUUCCCUCACAUUUGGUGUGGAGAAUCUUAACUUGACUGGCUCCUUCUGGAACGACUCCUUUGCUGUGCUUUCACUGACCUAUGAACCACUCUUUGGUGCAACAGUGACAUUUAAAUUCAUUCUGGCUAGUCGCUUUUAUCCAGUGUCUGCCCGAUACUGGUUUACCAUGGAACGGCUUGAAAUCCACAGCAAUGGUUCUGUUGCCCAUUUUAAUGUUUCCCAAGUCACAGGACCCAGCAUCUAUUCUUUCCACUGUGAGUAUGUCAGCAGUCUGAGCAAGAAAGGCAAUCUCCUUGUGACCAACGUGCCCUCACUUUGGCAGAUGACUCUUCACGACUUCCAGAUCCAGGCCUUCAAUGUGACGGGUGAGCAGUUCUCCUAUGCUAGCGACUGUGCUGGCUUCUUCUCCCCAGGCAUCUGGAUGGGGCUGCUCACCACCCUCUUCAUGCUUUUCAUCUUCACCUAUGGCCUGCACAUGAUACUCAGCCUCAAGACCAUGGAUCGCUUUGAUGACCACAAGGGCCCCACCAUCACUUUGACACAGAUUGUGUGACCUGUGUCAGAAAGGAAUUGAGGGAGUGUUGGUGUCUAGGUUGUCAUCUUGGCACAGUGGAUGGAAGGGUUUGUCCUCUUCCUAUUAUAGCAUGAACCCUAUACUACCCUCAGCCUGUUUUGCUUCCUCUUCAACCUGCUUAGGGACUUUCCUGGGGCUAUCCCCCUUCUCUUCCAGCGAAGUGUAUAUAUAUUCUUCAUAGAUAUUAGGCAAAUCUUCCAGGUUCCACCAUCAUGAGGGGAAGGGACAUUAAUUCUAGGGUUCCUUUUCCUCCUUUCCCUCUUAUUUAUUCUUGCCCCUUGGCUACUAUCCCUUGCUGUUUAUAGUGCUUUUGUGUAAUUAAUGCUCACUCCCAAAGCUUUAUGAAUCUUUCAGCAACAGCAAUGAACUUGAAGUUUCUUGAGUUUGAGAGGUGUGAAGACUACUUAACUGUCUGUCCAGCUUGGGUAUUGUUUUUGGGUGGGUGAUGUGUUAAGAAUGAACGGUACACUGGGGUUUAUUUCUAUGGCCAGAGAAGGAAGAGACCUCUACGAGGACUGGUGAGCAGAGUGUGCUCACUGGGUUUCUGACUUGUUCCUAUUAGGAUUGCCUGUCAAGAGGCGGGGAUGGGGCUACUCUGUUGUUUCCUUCCUAAUAAAAUAAAGACGUGUUGCCAUGUG